GCUAGUGUGUAUUUUAUCCUCUCAACUAGAUUCUCUCAUUCACUACUACACAACUCUCAACUACCAAGAGUGUCAUUUAAUUAUACACAAAUAAUUUCAUCUUUGUUUCACAACUCAAAAGUCCCCAUCCAACUCAAUUUGACUUUCCAAUUUAAGUCACUCUCACCUAAUAACUUGUUAUUUUCAUAACACAAAAAAGCAAACACUAGUAUUAGCCGUCUCUCAGCUUUCAAUUCGUCAAACUAAAGAUUACCAAUGACAAGAACUUGAGAUGUCACAUCUCCUUCAUUCUCCUUAUCCAUAUCAUAGCUCUAGGCAAACUUAAGACUCUUUGGUUAGUCUCUUUGCCCUAAACUAAACAAUCAAAUAUAAUUUAUAUAUUUAAUUAUUUAUUUCAAAUGUAAUUAAUUUAGUAUUCGAUAAUACCAAUUGAGAUACCGAAUUACCGAUUGGGGAUACUAGAAUAUUUAGGGAUUGAGAUUGGGAUACCAAAAUUAUUUAGGGAUUUGAAUUGAGAUUGAGAUUGGAAUUAACUAUCGGGUGUAAUUCAGUAUUAGAAAUUUCGAAAUUUGAUAUUGGGAUACCAAUACUGUACCGAUUUCCACCCCUACCGUUACAUUAUCCCUAUAGAGGAAAUUAAGGAAGGGUAAAUGAAAAGGCCCAAACCAGCCAAGCCAGCCCAAUACUAGUGCACCCAAUAAAGAAAAAAAACAAGCCCAGAAUGACCCAAAAGAGGUGGCCCACUGGAAUUAAAAGGAACCGAAUCCCGUUCAAAUUACCCUCCGGCGGCCUCCACACGCCAUUGCGCCAAUGCUUCCAUUUUUCGCACUUCUAAAUUAGAAGGAAAGCUAUUGUCAAAAAAAAAAAAAAAAAAAAAGAAGGAAAGCACGCAGUAGUUGAGGUAGUCCGCCGUCUCCCACUCUCCCGCGCUUCGUGCUUCGUCGGAGACUCAACGGAGAACCAAAGUUUGCAGGUAAAAGAAAUGGCUCCAUACGGUUUCCUUCUAUUAGCGUUCAGCGGCUUCGCCAGUUCUCCUUCGUUGAUUAAAGCAAUCUCCCCAACAUGAUUUCGCUUGAUUUUAGGGCGGGAGGAGGAGUCGACGGUGGCUUAAUCUGCAUGCUAACCGGUAAUCGUUUGGAGUCGGAAAGCUUAAAGAAUGGACGUUGAUUUGGAUCCCUUCGAAGAUGUAUUUGAUGAGCCGGCGGCGCCUCGAGCUCGGCCUGCGGGGAAGUUCCAGCCGAAGAACCGACCUAGGAAGGGAAAGGCUGCCGCAGUCGCUCCUCCUUCUGUUCAUGCCACUGCUGCUGCAAAUAAAUCUACUGAGACGGGCGAUGGCGGCGGUGGUGAUGCUACAUUGGGGGAUUUGGAUUUUUCGUCGAGAAAAGCCGACGCCGCAGAGACUGUUGACAUUUUUUUGGGGUUGGACGCCAUCCAUGAUUUAGUUACUCAGCCCCCAAGUGAUCCAGGGGUUUCAGUUCCUUGUACAAAUGAAGGGCUAGCUGGGCCGCAGUCGAGUUCGUUGGUUCAAGAGUCUGUUGAUUCUUCAGAGUUCAGGAGUGACAUGGCAACCAAAGAUCCAGUAGCUGUUGAUAAUGAUGGCGAGAGGUUACUAUCGGAGGCAUCAGGUGGCUUUCCCAACCUAGAAGCAACAAAUGUCUUCUCCGAGUCUGCUGUUGCAUCAGAUGGAGUUGACUCUCUUGUCCCUCCAGAGGAUACAUAUUUAAUUGCAUCUGAGACCAGAUAUGAAAGUGAGAGCUCAUUGCCCGCAGCACAAGGUGAUGCUGUUUCGUAUUACUCAUCCAGGAGCUUCGAUGAUUAUCUACCGUCACCACCUCCUGCUUCUGAGUUUCCUAUGAGUUCAGAACAUACAGAUUCAAGGCAAAUAUUUACCUUGAAUGAGGCAGAUAAAAAUGAUUCUUUGAGGGUUGCACCAGAUUUGGUGGAAAAUGAGGGUCAAGAGAGUAGAGAAAAGAAUGGUUUGGAGCCUGAUCUCUCACGGAAGUCCAAAGCUAACGGCAGAAAUGGUGGGAAGUUGUUGAGAAAGCGAUCAGGCACACGUCAAGCUGUUGACCAACCCGAAAAUGAAGGUUAUGUUGGAAGCAGCUCCCCUGUUGGAGCACCUGGUUUCCUGGUUACAGAUGAAGAGAAUGAUAGUGAAUAUCAGUUGGAUGGGGAUGACAAUAAUGAUAAUGGUGGGGAUGAUGAUUUUGAUGGUGGAGAAAGCACCGACAAAAAGAAGAAAGCUUCUAAAAGGUCAAAGAAAUCAGUUCCAGAUAAAGAAACUGGAGGUCGGAAGCGUAAGAAAGCUAGUGAGACAUCUGAACAGCCGAGCCAGAAACCUCCUAAGAAGUUUGCUCACACAACUCGCCGAAAGAAAAGAUACAGGAAUGAUGAGUUGCUCAAGGUUCCUGAAGAUGAAAUUGAUUUUCGGAGCUUGCCCAUCCGGGAUAUAAUUUUUCUCGGUGAACAUAGAGAACGAUUAGCUGCUAAAGAGGCAAAAGCUUUGAAAAGUCGUUCAACAGAUGAAGGCACCAGCACUGCCCAUAAUGCAGUGGAUGAAGCUGAGCUCGAUGAAGCUGUAAACAUAUCAGAUAAUACCCCUUUAUUCAAUAGCCACUCUUUCAUGAAUAGGACACGUAAGGUGAGGUGGUCAAAACAAGAGACAGAACUAUUUUACGAGGGAAUCAGACAGUUUGGAACUGAUCUCUCACUGGUACAACAAUUGUUUCCUGGGAGGGAUCGCCGUCAGAUCAAGAAUAAAUUUAAGGCUGAAGAGCGCCGUCAGCCGUUUUUACUUUUUGAAGCUCUGGGAAAUCGUGACAGAGACAGUUCAUAUUUUGAGAGAGUAAUUGAUCAGCUUCAGAAAGCUGCUGCUGAGGCAGGUAGAGAGUCAAAGAGAGAUGAGCCAACGGAUGAGGCGGAAGAGGGGGAAGAGGCGGAAGCAGGGAACUCAGAGCGAGAUGAGCCAGCAACAGCAGGUCAUGAUCCUGAAGAAAUAAUUGCUGAUGCCCCUAGUCCGGGGAAGUUUGAGGAGGAAGAGAUUAUUGAAGAUGAAGAUGAUCUAUGGAGCUCAUAUCAAAGUGAAUUUUGAAUAGUAGCAGACCGACAGAAAGUAACUUGUAUUUACUUCUCUGCCUCCUUUUGUUUCUGCUUCCAGCACAGCCUAGCUCUUAACGUACAGUAACCUUAAUACUAGUAAGUAUAAAAUUUACUUCUCUGCCUCCUUUGUUUCUACCUCUCGUAUGUCCCCGGAGGAUAGUACUCGCAGACAACAUUAUCUCCAGAGAUGGAGCAGAAGCAGAUGCAGAGGCAGACACAUCUAAAUGCUCCUGCACAUUAUGCAAGCAAGUCUUGAGCAAUCAAGUUCAAAACGGCCACGAACUGAACUUCGAUUCAACGUUUGCCAGUCCUGUUCCCAUCAUGUUCUUAUCUCUUAGAAUCUUAUUUAUGGAGUUAUUUAUGCUUCACAAAUAAAUGAAUCUACGAAGACAACCUGAACUUGGAAUCAAACAACUUGGUAUGUGUUAUUAAUUAUGUAUUGCGUGCCGUCCCAGCCAUCCGAUGCAGGUAACCUUCUGUUGGCCGCGGAAUCUGAUAAGCAAGACCAAAGUGAUGUUGUUUAGUACCUGGGUUGGGAGUCAAUGGUGGAGUUAAACAGUAUCGGCAGUAGGAUUGAGACUAUCUGGUGUAUGGUUGUGAGUUGUGACUUGUGAUCGCUCUUAUCUAUCAAUAAACUGUUCAAGGUGUUUUUAUUGGGUUUUUGUGGUCAUGAGUUAAACAGUAUCUGCAUUCUGCAGUAGGAUUCUCACUAGAUGACAGGAUCCUAGCUCUAACAUAGUUUCACUACUUAUGUCAAAACUGGUGAUCAUAUGCAAAUAAGCAUCUCAUCAUCUCCCCCAGCAACAUCAAGAAGGAAGACAACCUGUACCAGAAAGAAAACAGGGGAACUCGACCAGAGCAAGAAGGUCGAGAGAUCCCAUUGAUGAAGGCCCUAUCUCUGAGAAGUUGGAGCAGAGUAUUGUCCGGGCAAUUCGCUUUAAUUUACUUUCCUGGCCUGACAUAACCUGUUGGCUGGCUCUGCUUCCUACAUACAGCCUUGCUGUUGGUGUGGAGUAACAUAGCUCCUAUUGUCCUUGAUUCAAGCAAUAUUAUCACAGAAGUUCCAAUCUUUCUUUUGUUCUAGGCCAAGGAAAGAUGCAAGCUGAAUACUCAAUCCUUUCUAACCAUAUAGCUACCGUUCUGAGCCCGACGUACCGGUGUCUUAGAAGGAUGGGGUGGUUAAAAGUUGCUUUUCAUGGCGGCAGUGAUUGAAACAGGUACCUGGCUUCUCUUCCCCUCAUCUUACCCUGCAGCUUAAAUCCACAGGAAUACACAUCACAUUGUCCAGAAAUGAGUUUUUCAGGGUUGGUUCAUGUUUGCAUCUUCUUUUAUCUUUAGCUUGGUCGGUAAGUGAGUGAAGCAAAUGCUUAUGCUUAGUCUCUUUGUCAACCAAUAAACCCUUUUGUUUGAACUUAAACUCGAAUGCUUGCUUGCUUGCUUCUGUGUUUGUGUUAAUGAUGAAAGUGGGAUCCACAGAGUCUUCUUCUGGUAGUGUUUGUGCUGGACAAUAAUAAUUAAUAAAAGCCAACAGUAAAAGGAAAAGAAGGGGGAGGGUAGCAUCAUAUUUCUGACUUCUUGUAUCCAUCAUGUUCUUCACCAUGAAUCAAAAGUUCAUUUGGGAAAGGAACCUUGAUUUUAUAUUGUUUUGGUUCCUUUGCAAUUACUUAACUAAUUGUGACCAGUCUUCUCUUGGGAGUGUAACUCCAUUGCUUCUUUUAAGAGAUGGUUUGGAGGUAUGAUUUGAGUGUCUGAUUCUUUCAAAUUCUUAAAUCUUAUGGUUCGUUUGGAGGUUGUGAUUUGAAGUGGUGUAUUUAGCCAAUACAUAAAAUGUGGAGAUUUAGUUGUUUUUUGGUUUAAAUUGAGUUAUAAUACAUGUAUUUACUUUUUAAGGGUCCACCUCUAAUCUCUCAAAAUAAAGGAUUGAUAAUUUCUAAUUAAAGUUGAGAUUGUAAAUGAAUGAUUCUAUGUCAA
This is a messenger RNA of Linum trigynum, 5070 nucleotides long. NCBI's taxonomy places the organism in Eukaryota, Viridiplantae, Streptophyta, Magnoliopsida, Malpighiales, Linaceae. The record is from the annotation of a GenBank genome assembly.